Molecule: messenger RNA, 3061 nt
Organism: Zootoca vivipara (common lizard)
Lineage: Eukaryota; Metazoa; Chordata; Lepidosauria; Squamata; Lacertidae
Gene: COMMD3
Product: COMM domain containing 3
Biological process (GO): sodium ion transport
Source: RefSeq, a predicted model, not a curated record
AUCAACAGCCGCCACCGCUGCAGCUCCAGCUCCCCUCUUGCCGCGGGAUCAGCUGAGCGCGGGGAUCACGUGGGCGGCGUGUCGAAGGUCACCGCGCGGCUCACAAUGGAGCUGUCGGAGUCUGUGCAGGGCGGGCUGCAGCUCCUGGCCGAGAGCGGCUGCUUCUCCCCCAGAGCCUACGAGGCUCUGCUGCAGGCGGCCUUCGGUGCCUUGCUCGGCGACCAGGCCGCGUUAGAUCAUCCAGACUUGGAACAUAUUGAUCCAGCAGUAUUAAAAUAUUGUCAUGCAGCAGCUGCAACUUGUAUAGUAGAAGCUGGAAAGCAAAAAGUCGACAAAUCUGCUAUAAGUACUUAUUUAGAAGACUGUAAGUUUGACAAAGAAAGAAUUGAACAAUUUUGCACCGAAUACCAGAAAAAUAAAGAUACCUUGGAAAUCCUAUUGGGAAGUAUAGGCAGAUGUCCACUGCAUAUAACUGAUGUUUGUUGGCGUUUGGAAUAUCAGAUCAAGACUAAUCAACUUCAUAAAAAUUAUCGCCCUGCUUAUCUGAUGACCUUAAAUGUUGAGAGCAAUGACUCAAGAUCUCAACCGGACAUUAAUUUUAGUUGUUCUAUGGAGCAAUUACAGGAUUUAGUUGGGAAACUAAAAGAUGCAGCUAAAAGCCUAGAGAGAUCAACUCAGUUGUAACUGCAGACCUUGGCAGUCUAUUGGAUCCAAGAAGAAAAAGAAAUUGUGUCCUAACAGUUUCAUCUUUGAACAUUAAUAUGAUUACUCCUUGUUCUUACUUCAUUUGAUGGGAUUUUGAUAAAGCUUUGGCUGUAAUGAAAUGGAAUGCCUACUUUCUAGACAAUGUUUCAUGUUUUGUAUGUAUGUACAGUCAAGACUGUAGCAUUUUUAGUAUCAUGUCUAAUGGGGUUAGAUAACCAGAUAAUUCUCUUCUUCUUUUUUCCUGUCCCCUUGUUAAAUAUCUGCUCACUGCUCAGUCUUGUCCUUUCUUUAAAAACAAGGCUUUAUUUCCCAUUUCUAACCUCUAAUAAAAACAGAGAGCAAAAGCAAUAGAGAGUUGAUCUAUUUUAUGUGCCACAUCUAUCAAUAAUAAUGUGUGUUGAUUGGGGGACUGGAGGAAUAGUUGGAUUCUCCUGAGGGUCCCCACUAUGGAGUCAACAUUCCAAGAGUAACCUUCUCACCAUCAAAGAUCACUUUGAAGGGCUGUGAGGCUCUGAACCUAAGGAGGCCUUCAUUGUGUUGUAAUUAAGUAGUCAGUUGUCUUGAGUCUCAUUUUGGUGAAGUCAUGUUGCAGCUUUUUGAAAAAAUAAAUAAAUAAAUUGGUGAUUCACAUGCGAAAGGAAACUGUCAUGCCUUCAUCUGUUUUGACCCGGAUUUACUUGCUUAAAUAUUCAGUGGUUUAUGUAGAUAGACAAUAGCUGGAGUGCCCUUAAUUGCACCAGUGGGUUUCUUUUCACUUCAAUGCAGUUGAAUGGCUAUAGAUGGAAUGUGACCAGCAUUGUCUCCACAACUUAAAACAAACAAAAAACAACUCCACCCUCGCCCCCAUCUUACAACGUGGGCAGAAGCUGCUUUCCCAGUUGUCAAUUAUACACCCCGGCUGGGAAAUGGGUAGCGAGACAGCUCUGGUUUACAGCGAGGUCCAUGAUCCGAGUUUCCGUUUUUCCUUUCAUCUUCCUUGGGCUCUUUAUACCAUCGUGGAAAGGGCAAGAAGAAACUGCCCACCUGAGACGGAAAACACCCGUUUGCCACUUUUUGUUGGGGAUUGACAAAUAAAUAGACCAGCUUUUUCUGUACCAAGUCUAUAAGCACCCGGAGUGUUCCGUUUAGGGUAAUGAAGCCCCCACCCUGCAUUGGAAAUCUCAAAAUGCAAAACACGUAUCUUAUUAGCAAAACACCCACAAAAGGUACGUUGGGAAGUGGGAGGGCGGGAGAGAAACCCCCCCCCCGUUAGUCCAAACUUUGCUGCUAUUAAAGUGACACUUGUGCUCCCUAAUGGGUUUAGUAUCCCAUGGUGAAUUCUCUCCCCCACCUCCGAAAUCUUCUGGAGCUAGACGUGGUGAGUCCACCUGAAGAGAUCCCUCCCCAUAAGUAGUACCAUGUCCGCAUUCCUGGUGGCAAAGGAACGGAUGAGAGGCAGAGAAGCAAAGUGCCGAAGACGCUGUCAUCACCUCCUGGCUUAGACUCUUCCACAUUUCUUAUUCGGGGGAGGGUCGCACGCGGAAGCUGGUCCUUUUAUCUGCCUUCGGGCGGCUUGGAGAGGAAAGAUUUUGAUAAACCAAGCAAACAUUCUCCCAUCCCUUUUGGUUCACACCAUUUAUCGUUGGGAUCUUUAUUUAUUUGUUAUUACCUGUAUUAUUAUUUAUUAUUAGCACGGGGUGGGGAGGAGGAAGCAAGCUUGUAAUGGGAGGCACCCGAUCCGCGACUGAGUGAAGCCGGCGCCCCCCUUUUUCCCAGCCUGUUUUUACACCCCGACCCUAAACUUCCAAGCUCUGGGUUUGGCACUGGGAAGAGAAUCCGCGGGUGAGUCAAGUUCCUCGGCUUAAUACAGUCCGGUGCUGCGGUUACUCCAGGGUCCGUUUCUGUAUCCCUGGUGGAAUCUGAGAGCUUGCUUUUAUUUAUUUAUUUAUUUAUUUAAAAAUAAAUAAAUGAAUGCCUCUACGCGGGUUACUAUUCGCUUCCCAUUAUAAUCACGGCGUGCAAGAGAAUCCGAUAUGCUCUGUAACCUUCCAUUUCCCUGCGUCCUGUAGAGAGGGAGACAGGGUUGGCAACUUGGCAUCAGAAAUAACACACGCCCACGGGUCGAAUUGUGGCGAGGAGGGUGCUGCCCCAGGUUGUCUACUCCGUGCGUGUGUUUUGGGCGCUUGUGUUCCCAAUGAAUGGCCGAGGAGGACCAGAGCGUGGCUCUUUCCCAGGCGUGGCAAACAGCACAAGCCACGAACCCCGGGUUAGGGAUGUCCCCUCCGACGUCUCCCGCGUGUUCCAGUCUCCGCACGACACCCGUCCUUCUUCUCUCUUUGGAAAGUGGAGGGGGGGCGAAGAAGUGUGGGGCGGGAGU